Molecule: messenger RNA, 1027 nt
Organism: Condylostylus longicornis
Lineage: Eukaryota; Metazoa; Arthropoda; Insecta; Diptera; Dolichopodidae
Exons: 4
Coding region: 131-847 (238 amino acids)
Cellular component (GO): nucleus
Molecular function (GO): zinc ion binding
Source: RefSeq, a predicted model, not a curated record
UUCCGAUUCUUUCACAUAAAAUAUUUGUUUUGUUUGUUUUUUAAACUGAUUUAUUGGAAAAAGGAACCUAGUUUUAUUUUAAUAUUUUAGAUAACUUAGACAUAAAUUAAAUUAAUAGUUUUGUGUUAACAUGGGAAGUAUUGAUAAAGCUUGCAUAUCAGGUUUUUUAUGUCGACUAUGUUCAGAAAUGCAUCGUGUCGUAAUUCAUGUAUAUGGAGAUCAAGGAUUAAAAUUAAAUUUAGUUGAUAAAAUCAAUGGAUAUUUGCCAAUCACAAUAUCGCCAAAUGAUCAUUUACCAAAAACAAUUUGUGAACCAUGCCUACAAAGAGUAGAACAACACUAUGAUUUAUUGCUUAAAUUAAGAAAUUAUGGCAAAAAUAGAUUUGAAAUCAAUUUAAAAAAGAUCUCAAAGCCCAAUACAGAUAGCAAUGACCCGGACAGAACAAGUAUAGGUGUAAAUACUGAAGAAUAUGAUCCAAGACCACAAUUACGUUCAUGGUUAUUGAAUUCUACAACAUAUUAUAGCGAUAGUUCAAUUACAAGCAGUGACGAAUUUGAAGAUUAUGACAUGGCAGAAGAAGAAGACACAAAUACAAAUUCAAAUAACGAAAAUAAUGGUAAUGAAGGAAACAAUGUUAUUAGUGUUGAUAGAAAUAUCCAAAACAGUAUUGCUAUAAAUGGAGACAGUGAUAUUGAUGAAGACGCUAUUGGUAUAAAUGUUAUAGUACCAUCGCAACCUAGAAUCCAAGAAAAUCCUCAAAGUGAAAAUGAUCAAGGCAUUAGUCCAGAAAUUGAUGAAGAAAUGAGAUGCAUUGAAAAUGAUGCCACCAUAGAGGUGCCUGCAUAAAUUAAUAUAAUUAAAAUUUUCAUUUCAAGAACUGAUAAGAAUUUUAUGUAUGUAUAUAAUUUUAUUAAAAUUCAUGUAUGAAUAAUUAAAUAAAUUAUUAUAAGAAAUAAACUGUAUGAUUUCAUAAGGAAAUAUAUAUAUAUUGCUUAUUUAAAUAUUUAACAUAAUAAAUACAAUAAA